ACACCGUCGCCGAUCACGGUACACAGAGCACAGCGCAAAACGGGACGCCGGAUGCGAGCGGUUGCCAUGGCAACAGUGAUGACACCGACAGCGGAUGUGACGACGAGUCCUACCAGGGGGUGGACCAGACGGACAGAGGUAGUCUAAAGCGCACCUCGAUACACACAGGGGAGACUAUGCUACCCCCCAAAUCUCUACCCAUACCCGCAAGCAAACCAACACACAUACCUACACACACCCACACCCACCCGCCCCAGUCGCCGAGCGUGCAAGAGAUGUGCAGUCUAUUAAUAGAACACGGCGGGCGCGCUCAGUACUUUACACUCGAGCUUGUGGCCAGGACUAUAUAUCGGGUUGCCAUGACAACCACUGCUACCCUGUUUGGUACAGGCACAGUACCCUCGCACGAACAUGCGAGUAUGAGCAUGAACACAGACCAAGGUAUGGUUAUGUAUAGGCAGCGUGUACGGGGUUGCUUUUACUAA
This is a messenger RNA of Sphaeroforma arctica JP610, 485 nucleotides long. RefSeq lists its product as hypothetical. The annotation marks the transcript as partial. Lineage: Eukaryota; Ichthyosporea; Ichthyophonida. The transcript has a single exon. The record is from RefSeq and is a predicted model, not a curated record.